This is a messenger RNA of Erigeron canadensis, 1784 nucleotides long. Its product is annotated as NAC domain-containing protein 73-like. The transcript is spliced from 3 exons. The coding region runs from base 495 to 1379 and encodes 294 amino acids. Gene Ontology annotation, molecular function: DNA-binding transcription factor activity; transcription cis-regulatory region binding. The record is from RefSeq and is a predicted model, not a curated record. Gene Ontology annotation, cellular component: nucleus. Gene Ontology annotation, biological process: regulation of DNA-templated transcription. NCBI's taxonomy places the organism in Eukaryota, Viridiplantae, Streptophyta, Magnoliopsida, Asterales, Asteraceae.
CUAUAUACAUCUUUUUCUCACUAUAUACAGUAUCUAUUUUAAGAGUCAUUGAGGUGUUUCCCUUGAUGCAAAUAAUUAAUGAGGGUUUUGUCAUAGAAAAAGCUAUAUAUUAAAGAGUGUGAUUCUAUUCCUUACCUACAUCAAGGAACAGAUAUCAGGUUCUAUUGUCGCCUUUUUGGCCAAUUCAACAAUUUUAUAGAAGAAGUUAAUUGUAGAAGAAGAAGAAGAUCGAAGAAGAACCACAACAAUAAACGUACACCCACAAGAAGCUAGCUAUAGCUAGCUAGAGUUGGUUCACAAAUCUUGUUCUUUAAAAGACAUAGAAUUUACUUUAUCUGGAUCUUUAAUUCUUAUGUACUCCAACUAUUUGGUUAUCUUUCUUUAGUAGGAAUAUAUUAUAAUCUUUUAUUACUCUAUUUUCAUUGCUUUGAGGAUACACAAACUAACUAUACCCAAUUUGGAAUGAGCAUGAAAUCAGCCAAAAAACAGCAAAAAUGACAUGGUGUAAUGAUGAUGAAAAUAAUACCCUCCAAAACCUCUCAACUUCUUCAAGAAACCUCAAGAAUAUUAUCACAAGCUCAUGUCCUUCUUGUGGACAUGCCAUACAACUUCAAGCCAAGGAAUUGAUUCAUGAUUUGCCGGGUUUACCAGCCGGAGUGAAGUUUGACCCAACCGAUCAAGAAAUAAUUGAGCAUUUGAAGGCAAAGGUUGGAUGUGAUACAAAUGAACUUCAUCCCCUUAUUGAUGAAUUCAUUCCUACUAUUGAAGGUGAAACUGGAAUUUGUUAUACUCAUCCUGAAAAAUUACCAGGAGUUAGCAAUGAUGGCCAAAUUCGCCAUUUUUUUCACCGUCCUUCAAAGGCUUACACCACAGGCACACGAAAACGAAGAAAGGUGCACAUGGAUGCCGAAAGGGGUGAAACAAGAUGGCAUAAAACUGGCAAGACUAGGCCAGUCUUGUUGUCAGGAUCAGUGGAAGGGUACAAGAAGAUACUCGUGCUUUACACUAACUACGGCAGGCAAAAGAAACCCGAGAAAACUAACUGGGUAAUGCACCAAUAUCACCUUGGCAACAAUGAAGAAGAGAAAGAUGGAGAGAUAGUUCUCUCGAAAGUAUUCUACCAAACGCAACCUAGAAAUUGUGCGUCAAGCCUUAAAGAUCCGUUGUCACUUGAUGAGAAAUCGGAGAGGAAUUCUAAAAAUAGGAACAAGAGCUUUGUGCAAUACAAUAGUGUUGAUUGUCCUUUUAUAUCAUAUGACAUUGAUCGUAGGCAGAUCAAUAGGGAAGUCCCCUCUCAUCAUGUUAUACCGAGUUUUGUUCUACAAGAUGAUCAUCCGCAAUCAUUUAUUCAUCUACCAACCGAAUCAAGCAAAGAAUGAUGAACGAAAUUUAAGCAAUAAUAAGAUGCAUGCAUGUUGACAUAUUCGAUCUAUAUAUUGUAGUAGGUAUUUCAAGCGAAGAUUUCAGAGUCUCAUAAGGGCCCGCUUAUUAUCCGGGGUUCAAGUAAUUUCAAGUUGGGAAUUAAUAAUGUAUAAUUAAGCUGUAUGUACGUACGCACCAUGAUGAGUCGUCGUUAUAUCAUAAUCGUUUUGAGUUAAUUACGCGAUCAAAGAUAAAAUGAUAUAUGGUUCUAUUUCAAGAGCCAUGACACUUGUUGUUAAUUAUAGGGUACGCUUAACGCUUAUAUGAUUUGGAUUUUGAAAUUUGUAAAUUUAGAUUAACUUGUUGGUAGCAAAACAUACGUACUUAUAAGGUGAAUAUAGUUAGUUGAAUAUUUGAUUUAA